Darwinula stevensoni is the source of this 537-nucleotide messenger RNA. NCBI's taxonomy places the organism in Eukaryota, Metazoa, Arthropoda, Ostracoda, Podocopida, Darwinulidae. The record is from the annotation of a GenBank genome assembly.
AUGUUGCGGGACGGCAAGGAGUUUUCGGCAUCCAUCAAGCCGGAAAUCCGGGAAAUUGAUGACCCGCUUGGCAACAAGGUCAAGACUACCCUGAUUGGUGUGAAGCUGGACCGCAAAUCGGGAGCGAUUCGUAUCGAGGAACUCACCACCGUGCAGUCCCUGGGUGCGGCAUUUGAUCAAUCACUUUUUAUUGCAAAAGAAACCGGCAAUUUUAUCAUUCGCCUGGUCAACGGGCGGGAAGACAAGUGCCAGUUAGGCGGGCCGGUGAAGAUUGCGACGAUGGCGGGGCAAGCAGCAAAACGCGGUAUCGAUUGGUUGAUCCAAUUGGGUGCCAUGUUGUCGAUUGGCAUAGGAAUACUGAAUUUGCUGCCGAUUCCGCCUUUGGAUGGAGGGCAUUUGAUGCUUUACGGCAUUGAGGCUGUCCAGAGAAAGCCGGUUUCAGCGAAAGCGCAGGAUGUCCUGUUCCGGAUUGGCGGAACGCUCGUGCUGAUGUUCAUGCUGUUUGUGUUCUACAACGACCUGUUUGGUUGCCGUUAG